This is a messenger RNA of Myzus persicae (green peach aphid), 834 nucleotides long. RefSeq lists its product as uncharacterized. Lineage: Eukaryota; Metazoa; Arthropoda; Insecta; Hemiptera; Aphididae. The record is from RefSeq and is a predicted model, not a curated record. The transcript has 2 exons. Gene Ontology annotation, molecular function: protein dimerization activity. Bases 1 to 834 code for a protein of 277 amino acids.
AUGAUAUUGGGAAAAAAUCCAGGCAUAGUUUCAAAUCAGUUAAACACUGCUGAUAAAAAUGAUGAAGAGUUUAUGGUAGCAAAAACAUUGCGGAAAAUUGAUAUGAAAAUAAAUAAUGUAAAAGAAAAUUCAGAAGAUGCUGAAAGUUUAACAGAUACAUCAAGUGAAAAUGAAUCAUCAAACGAUGUUGAUGAAAAUCAACAUGAUUUGGAACUGGAUGCGACGGAAUACCUAGCUGGUUGGGUUGCCAAAAAGUACAAGCUGCAAUUUCCAGAACUUGGUUCAACCACAACAACCAGUGCAUUUUUUAAGCUAAUAAUAAUUGAACUUGCUGAGUAUCGUUCUCAUGAAGGAUUAUGGGCCAAAGAUAUUUUAUGGAACAAUAUUGAUGGUAUAGCAGCACGUAUCUGGUGGAAUGGCCUUUGUUCAAACACAAGUCUUUCAAAAGUAGCAUCUGCUAUUCUUUCCUUGCCUGCAUCCUCAGCAGCUACAGAACGCUCUUUUAGCUCUUAUUCACUUAUCCAUACUAAAAGAAGAAAUCUCCUAACAAAUUUAACAGCAAAAAAGUUACUAUUUAUUUAUGAACAUAUAAAUAAUCAAGACCUGGAAGUAUCAAAAUCAGUAAAAAGUUUCCAAACAAACCAAGAAUCAUUAACCACUAACAAUGAUGAUGAAGAGCCUUCCUGUAGUUAUCAGGUUUGUAGUUCUAGCAGUGAAAAUGAGGAAGAAGAUUACAAUACUGAUGAAAUAUUAGAGUCUGAAGGUGAUCAGUUUGGAGAAACAGAUUCAAGUGACGAUGAUUUUUUUAAUUCCAUUCAACAUACAUUUGCUUAG